This is a messenger RNA of Phalacrocorax carbo (great cormorant), 4063 nucleotides long. Lineage: Eukaryota; Metazoa; Chordata; Aves; Suliformes; Phalacrocoracidae. The record is from RefSeq and is a predicted model, not a curated record.
CUAGACACGUCAACAAUCUCGGGGGACUGGGGCUGGAUGACUUAUCCCUCGCACGGGUGGGAUUCAAUCAAUGAAAUGGAUGAAUUUUUCAGCCCCAUCCACACCUAUCAGGUCUGUAAUGUCAUGACCCCCAACCAGAACAACUGGCUACGGACCAACUGGGUUCAACGGGAUGGUGCGCGGCGGGUCUAUGCAGAGAUUAAAUUCACCCUGCGGGACUGUAACAGCAUGCCAGGCGUGCUGGGCACCUGCAAGGAGACUUUCAACCUUUACUACCUGGAGUCCGACCGGGACCUGGGCACCAGCACCCGGGAGAGCCAGUUUCUGAAGAUUGACACCAUCGCAGCUGAUGAGAGCUUCACCAACGUGGACCUGGGGGUGAGGCGCCUGAAGCUGAACACAGAGGUCCGGGGUGUGGGGCCACUGAGCAAAAGGGGCUUCUACUUGGCCUUCCAGGACAUAGGCGCUUGCAUCGCCAUCGUUUCGGUGCGGGUGUACUACAAGAAGUGCCCGGCAAUGGUGAGGAACUUGGCGUCCUUCUCUGAGGCUGUGACUGGGGCAGACUCGUCCUCCUUGGUGGAAGUGCGGGGAGAGUGUGUGGGCCAUUCAGAGGAGAGGGACACCCCCAAAAUGUACUGCAGUGCCGAGGGAGAAUGGUUGGUGCCCAUUGGGAAGUGCGUGUGCAGUGCUGGCUACGAAGAGCAGCGGGAUUCCUGCAUGGCCUGCCAGCUGGGAUUUUACAAGUCAGCCCCUGGGGACCAGCUGUGUGCAAAGUGCCCCUUGCACAGCCAUUCGGAGAGCCGGGCAGCCCACGUGUGCCGCUGCGACAGCAGCUUCUACAGGGCAGUGCAGGACCCCCCCUCAGCUGCCUGCACACGGCCCCCCUCUGCUCCUGUGAACCUGAUCUCCAGUGUCAAUGGCACUUCGGUGACACUGGAGUGGGGCCCGCCCCUGGACAAGGGGGGACGUGCUGACAUCGUGUACAACGUGGUCUGCAGGCGCUGCGUGGGGGAUGCUGGCCAGUGCGAGGCGUGCGGCAGCGGGAUCCGCUUCAUGCCCCAGCAGAUGAGCCUGGUGCAGGGAGCGCUGACAGUAACCAACCUCCUGGCCCACACAAACUACUCCUUUUGGGUGGAGGCCGUCAAUGGUGUGUCUGACCUCAGCCUGGAGUCCAGGAGAGCUGCAGUGGCCAACAUCACGACAAACCAGGCAGCCCCAUCCCAGGUAGUGGUGAUCCACCAGGAGAGCACGGGCCAGAACAGCGUCACUUUGCUGUGGCAAGAGCCAGACCAGCCCAACGGCAUCAUCCUGGAAUAUGAGAUCAAGUACUACGAGAAGGACAAGGAAAUGCAGAGCUAUUCGACUCUGAAAUCCAAGGGCACCACUGCCACCAUCUCUGGGCUCAAGCCUGCAACCCGCUACAUUUUCCAGGUUCGGGCUCGCACCUCCGCUGGCUGCGGAAGGUUCAGUCAGACUGUGGAGGUGGAAACGGGGAAGCCAGUCUCUCUCCGGUACGACACGAUGACAAUUGUCUGGAUCUGCCUGACACUCAUCACUGGCCUUGUAGCAUUGCUGGUGGCCCUAAUCUGCAAGAAGAGGCACUGCGGGUACAGCAAGGCUUUCCAGGACUCUGACGAGGAGAAGAUGCAUUAUCAGAACGGGCAAGUGAAGUUCCCUGAGUCAAAGUUCUAUGUGGACCCCCACACGUAUGAGGACCCCUGCCAAGCCGUGCACGAGUUCACCCGUGAAAUUGAGGCAUCCCGGAUCAAGAUAGAGAAGGUCAUUGGGUCUGGGGAGUCCGGAGAGGUGUGCUACGGCCGCCUGAAGCUGCCAGGGAAGAGGGAGAUUCCUGUGGCCAUCAAGGCACUGAAAGCAGGCUACACUGAGAAGCAGAGAAGGGACUUCCUGAGCGAAGCCAGCAUCAUGGCGCAGUUCGACCACCCCAACGUCAUCCACCUGGAGGGGGUGGUGACCAGGAGCAAAUUGGUAAUGAUUGUUACUGAGUACAUGGAGAAUGGCUCGCUAGACACCUUCCUCAGAAAACACGAUGGGCAGUUCACCAUCAUCCAGCUGGUGGGCAUGUUGCGUGGCAUUGGCGCGGGCAUGAAGUAUCUGUCUGACCUGGGCUACGUGCACCGGGACCUGGCUGCCCGCAACAUCCUGGUGAACAGCAACCUGGUCUGCAAAGUGUCUGACUUUGGCCUCUCCCGCAUCCUGGAGGAUGACCCUGAUGCUGCGUACACUACCACGGGGGGGAAGAUCCCUAUUCGCUGGACGGCUCCGGAGGCCAUCGCAUACCGCAAGUUCUCCUCAGCCAGUGAUGUGUGGAGCUACGGCAUUGUCAUGUGGGAGGUGCUGGCUUACGGCGAGCGCCCGUACUGGAACAUGACCAACCGGGAUGUCAUUAACUCAGUGGAAGAAGGCUACCGCCUGCCUGCCCCCAUGGGCUGCCCCACAGCCCUGCACCAGCUCAUGCUCAAUUGCUGGCAGAAAGACCGCAGCGAGAGGCCACGCUUCUCCCAGAUUGUCGGCAUCCUGGACAAGCUGAUCCGCAACCCUGACAACUUGAAGUGUACAGCCACCGUGACCAGGUUCACCCAAACACCCUUCGAUAGGGGACUCCUCGACCUGGCCAGCUGCCUGACAGUGGAGGACUGGCUGGACUCCAUCCGGCUCGGGCACUACCGGGACAACUUUGCCAUGGCAGGUUACUCCUCCCUGGGCAUGGUGAUGCGCAUGAACAUCGAGGAUGUUCGGAGUCUGGGCAUCACCAUGAUGGGCCACCAGAAGAAGAUCUUGAACAGCAUCCAGACCAUGCGGUCCCAGCUGCUGAACACACAUGGCCCCAGGAGGCAUCUCUGAUCACCAGCUUUGCAGACCCGCGUUGGGCAUUCCUUAACACUUACCCUGGCAAAGGGGCAGCAGGGUGGUGAGCAGGAAGACAGGCACCAGACCAGGACCUGGAGCCCUGCCAGUAUCUCUUUGUUUUCAGCAUCAGUGGAAACGUGGCUUUCCAGAUACCUCGAUGGUCCUGCUGCCUCCUUCCCCCAGCUGAAGGGGGGAGCAGCCUUCCAAGAGGGCUAGGGACAAGUCACGCUCUCUCCAUCUUCUACUGUGUCCCUGUGGGACUUGGGGUCCCCACACAACUAUGCAGGACAGGUGGUAACCCCUUCACACGGUGGGAUGGCCCCAGAUGCACCUGCAGAUGGAGGCGUACCAGGUGCAACAGCAAUACCAGGAGCAGUGGGACUGGGCUUGCCACAGCACACGGCUUCUUUGGACCUGACAGCUGUGGAGUCCGUUGGAUCUCUGAACUAUGGAGGGCCCCACAGGCUGCCACAUGGCAGAGACAACCCUGCACCCCACUACCUCCCGGUUCCAGUGUACUCCAGCCUGGACCUCGCAUGCGGGUGACUUCAUGGUCCACCCCCACCAAGCUCAGAAAGGCAGGGGACAGAGUACAAGCUGGCAGUGCCAGAAACGGCUGGCUCUGCAUGCAGAAGAGAGUCCCCCAGCAUGGAGGUGAGGUGGCCAGGGUCUGCUGUCUGGAGCCUCAAGAAGCCCCAGGAUGCUGCCAGAGACUCUCUGUCUCUUGAAGCCACCAGCACUGCUCCUCUCCAGAUCCAGAACAAGCAUCCUAGGGCAGGCCAGGCACUUUUUCUAGGGACACAAGCUCAGGUUUCUCCCCAGCAGAACAACCAUCCUGGCCUCCCCUAAAGCUGUACCAGAGCAGAGGAGAGUGGGAGUUUGCUUCCAUCUCACAUGAUGGAGGGACAGAGAGACUUUUGCCAAACUCUUCUUUGUUCUUAUAUUGCCCUAGAGAAACCCAAGAGCUGUCCCAUUACUAUGCUACCUGCUUAUGCCCAGGGCUGCUGUGUCAUCUGCAGAGAAGGGGUCCUGAGCAAUAUUUCCAGCUGCAGUUACACAGUCCUAUGGCUGGGGACAGGGGUUCUGGGCAAAGAGGGUCUUCAGCACCACCCACCUGGUGAGCCCAGUGACUAGGGGGAUUGGCCUUUCCUCCACAGCUCUCCUCUCCCCCACAGGAGCAUCUGUUUCGGUGAGC